Molecule: messenger RNA, 4784 nt
Organism: Echinops telfairi (small Madagascar hedgehog)
Lineage: Eukaryota; Metazoa; Chordata; Mammalia; Afrosoricida; Tenrecidae
Gene: INTS3
Product: integrator complex subunit 3
Exons: 30
Coding region: 476-3598 (1040 amino acids)
Cellular component (GO): cytoplasm
Source: RefSeq, a predicted model, not a curated record
GCAGGGAGCCCCGCUCCCCAGCCCUCGAGGCACCCGCCAGGAGGCUUUCCUCCCUCGACUUACGGGGCAGGACUCAUCUUUGCCCCACCCCACCCCCCUCUCUCGGGAGGCCGAAACGUAAGGUUUUCCCUCCUCCUCCCAGGAUCAGAAUCCAGGAAGGGCUCUGCUUCCAAUUCUGCAAGCCUCUGCUACGCCUCCCCGGGGGGGCAAAAGACCCUAAUCCCCCAAUAUUUAGGAGCAAGAACACGGCCCCUCCAGAGACAGGGUCUACAGGGCCGUGCCUCUUGACUCCCAGCAAGAAGCGGCCUUUUGGAGAGGGAGGAGUGGCAGGGUGGACAGGGGCCCUUUGCCUCCCAUCCCCCACCUGUUACUCGAGUCCCCUGCCUCUGGCAGUUCCUAUUCCCAGUUGCCCUCUUCCCAGCACUUCCUUCCCGUUACCCCCUCCCUGACCUUUCCCGGUCUCCCGGCUGCAGCCAUGGAGUUACCGAAGGGGAAAGGGGCAGCUGUACCAGCUGCUUCGGGAGCAGCGGGAGGUGGAGGAGGCUCGGGAGCAGGAGCCCCAGGAGGGGGGAGGCUGCUACUUUCCACCAGUUUGGAUGCCAAGGAUGAGUUAGAGGAGAGGCUGGAGAGGUGUAUGAGCACUGUGACAUCGAUGACUACAGGUGUCUCGGAGAGAGAAGCCAACGACGCCCUCAAUGCCUACGUAUGCAAAGGCCCCCCGCAGCACGAGGAGGUCUGCCUGGGCCUCUUCACGCUUGUCCUCACUGAACCUGCCCAAGCCCAGAAGUGCUACCGGGACCUGGCUCUGGUGAGCCGUGAUGGCAUGAAUAUUGUCCUGAAUAAAAUCAACCAGAUUCUCAUGGAGAAGUACCUGAAGUUGCAGGAUACCUGUCGGACUCAGUUGGUGUGGUUGGUGCGGGAACUGGUGAAGAGUGGCGUGCUGGGAGCUGAUGGUGUUUGCAUGACUUUCAUGAAGCAGAUCGCAGGUGGGGAUGUUACAGCAAAAAACAUCUGGUUGGCAGAGAGUGUCCUGGACAUCCUGACGGAGCAGAGGGAGUGGGUGCUGAAGAGCAGCAUCCUCAUCGCCAUGACCGUGUACACGUACCUCCGCCUCAUCGUGGACCACCAUGGGACCGCCCCGCUGCAGGCCCUGCGGCAGAAGGAGGUGGAUUUCUGCGUGUCUCUGCUUCGGGAGCGGUUCAUGGAGUGUUUGAUGAUUGGCCGGGACCUCGUAAGACUGCUGCAGAAUGUUGCUAGGAUCCCGGAAUUUGAACUGCUUUGGAAAGACAUUAUCCAUAACCCUCAGGCUUUGAGUCCACAGUUCACAGGUAUCUUGCAGCUGCUUCAGUCGAGAACAUCCCGAAAAUUCCUAGCGUGCCGCCUCACCCCAGACAUGGAGACGAAGCUCCUCUUCAUGACGUCCCGGGUGCGCUUUGGUCAACAGAAGCGGUACCAAGACUGGUUCCAGCGCCAGUACCUGUCCACUCCAGACAGUCAGUCUCUGCGUUGCGACCUCAUUCGCUACAUCUGUGGGGUGGUCCACCCCUCUAAUGAAGUGCUGAGCUCCGACAUCUUGCCCCGGUGGGCCAUCAUUGGCUGGCUCCUGACCACCUGCACGUCAAACGUGGCAGCCUCUAAUGCCAAGCUGGCUCUGUUCUACGACUGGCUGUUCUUUAGCCCAGACAAGGACAGCAUCAUGAACAUAGAGCCGGCCAUCCUGGUCAUGCAUCACUCCAUGAAGCCGCACCCGGCCAUCACGGCCACGCUCCUGGACUUCAUGUGCCGCAUCAUCCCCAACUUCUACCCGCCGUUGGAGGGCCAUGUGCGGCAGGGGGUUUUUUCCUCCCUCAACCACAUUGUGGAGAAGCGGGUCUUGGCGCAUCUGGCGCCCCUGUUUGAUAACCCUAAGUUGGAUAAGGAGCUGCGGGCAAUGCUGAGAGAGAAGUUUCCUGAGUUCUGCAGUUCACCCUCCCCCCCUGUGGAAGUCAAAAUUGAGGAGCCAGUGUCCAUGGAGAUGGACACCCACAUGUCAGACAAGGACGAGAGUGGCUAUGAUAACGCGGAGGCCGCCUUCAGUGACGACGACGAGGACCUCAGCAGUAAAGGAAAGAAGAGAGAGUUUCGCUUCCACCCCAUCAAGGAGACGGUCGUGGAAGAGCCCGUGGACAUCACCCCUUACCUGGACCAGUUGGACGAGUCCCUAAGGGACAAAGUGCUCCAACUGCAGAAGGGGAGUGACACGGAGGCCCAGUGUGAGGUCAUGCAGGAAAUCGUGGACCAGGUUCUGGAGGAAGACUUUGACUCGGAGCAGCUCUCUGUGCUGGCGUCCUGCCUGCAGGAGCUGUUCAAGGCCCAUUUCCGCGGGGAGGUGCUGCCGGAGGAGGUCACGGAAGAGUCCCUGGAGGAAUCUGUGGGGAAGCCUCUCUAUCUGAUAUUUAGGAACCUGUGCCAGAUGCAGGAGGACAACAGCAGCUUCUCCCUGCUUCUAGACCUUCUCUCUGAGCUGUAUCAAAAGCAGCCCAAGAUUGGCUACCACCUGCUCUACUACCUGAGGGCCAGCAAAGCCGCAGCAGGAAAGAUGAACCUGUACGAGUCGUUUGCCCAGGCCACCCAGCUGGGUGACCUGCACACCUGCCUGAUGAUGGACAUGAAGGCCUGCCAGGAAGAUGACGUGCGGCUGCUGUGCCACCUCACACCCUCCAUCUACACAGAGUUUCCCGAUGAGACCUUGCGGAGCGGGGAACUGCUGAACAUGAUCGUGGCCGUGAUCGAUUCUGCGCAGCUCCAGGAGCUAGUCUGCCACGUGAUGAUGGGGAACCUGGUCAUGUUCCGAAAAGACUCCGUUCUCAACAUCCUCAUCCAGAGCCUGGACUGGGAGACCUUUGAGCAGUACUGUGCCUGGCAGCUUUUCCUGGCCCACAACAUCCCUCUGGAGACCAUAAUUCCCAUCCUGCAGCACCUCAAGUACAAGGAGCAUCCGGAGGCCCUGUCCUGCCUGCUGCUGCAGCUCCGCAGAGAGAAGCCCAGCGAGGAGAUGGUAAAGAUGGUGCUGAGCCGGCCCUGCCACCCGGACGACCAGUUCACCACCAGCAUCCUGCGGCACUGGUGCCUGAAGCACGACGAGCUCCUGGCCGAGCACAUCAAGUCCCUGCUCAUCAAGAACAACAGCCUCCCACGCAAGAGGCAGAGUCUGAGGAGCUCCAGCAGCAAGCUGGCCCAGCUGACCCUGGAGCAGAUCCUGGAGCACCUGGACAACCUGCGCCUCAACCUGACCAACACCAAGCAGAGCUUUUUCAGCCAGACUCCGAUCCUGCAGGCGCUGCAGCAUGUGCAGGCGAGCUGUGACGAAGCCCACAAGAUGAAAUUUAGUGACCUUUUCUCUCUGGCUGAAGAGUAUGAGGACUCUUCCACCAAGCCACCCAAGAGCCGCCGAAAAGCAGCGCUGUCCAGCCCGAGAAGCCGGAAGAAUGCCACACAGCCCCCCAAUGCUGAGGAAGAGUCGGGCUCCAGCAGUGCCUCGGAAGAGGAAGACACAAAACCGAAGCCCACCAAGCGGAAACGGAAGGGGUCCUCGGCAGUGGGCUCUGACAGUGACUGAAUCUGUGGCCCCGCCACCUCCGUCUGCUUGGACUGCUCCUCCCCUCGCUGGUGAAUCGAGGUUGACAGGGAUGGGGAGGUCCCAAGGGACACACCUUCUCCCCAUCCCAGAGCGCCCCAGAAGGAAGGAUGUGCCUCCUCUUCACUGUGCCCAGCCUGAGAAGCCGCCGCGCCAUCCCCCAGCCCCACUGUUCCUGUGGGUUUCCAGCUGGAUCACACUGCCGCCCACCCAGCACUUGGGUUCCUGUGGGGGCCCGAGGCCGCAGCACUGUGCCUGUCCUCAGCCCUCUCCACCCUGAGGAAAGACAGAGGCCCACCAGUGACCGGGUGGCUAGGAGGGGAGAGGCUGGGUGGGAGGUGCUCUCCCACCUCCCUUCAGGUUUGAUCACUCGGAGCAGACAUUUCAGCCGCUCUCCCUAAGGUUACAGUGGGGAGUGGGUACCCAGCCUGUGCCUUUCUCUCACCCUGGGGUGCUACAGCGCUCAGCAAGGAACCUGAGAGGGAGGUGUACCCUGCAGGCUCAGGGUGGCUGAGGUGGCGCUUCCAGCUGACCAGAGUCAAAAGCAAGGUCCCCAGAACUGUCAAAUGGUCCCAUUUCCUUGUUUUAUUUUUUAAAAGUUUUUAAAUGACAAUAAAACAAGCCAGAACCUCUUGUGCCAGAGUUGUAUCCCCACCUCCCCAGUGCGCAUAGGCAGGACCCCAGUGUAAUUGGUACCCUCUUUUCCCUUCCUGCCUUGUCUCCCUCCCAGCCACUACCAAGCUCAGCAAGACAUAGACUGAUCUGCCUCUGCAGAAAGGGAUGCGUGCCAGUGCCUUCCCCAUCGGCCAAGGCCCACUUCUCCCCAGAGCGAAUGCCCCUGGUGCCAGGCUAACUUAAAUCUGCGGUGGCGUUAGUAAAGGGGACAGAAGCGUGCCUGGUGGAGGCGGUCAGAGGCUGGGCAUGAGAUGCUUGCCACCCUGUGUGCUGAGCAGGAGGGAAGCUUGCUGAGCAGCUGUGCCCCUUCCCUGGGAGGUUGAGGUUGGCAGAGGGGGUGCAGUAGGGCUGACUGCAGCCCCACCUAGUCUGCCUGCAAACUUCUCCCUUCCCGCAAGGCUGCUUCGCCCUCCUCUGAAAACCUAAACCGCUUUUUUCUUCCCCUCUCCUUCCCCACUUCCCUCGGCCCCAAUUAAAACCAGGAUGGAAAGCA